Molecule: messenger RNA, 1489 nt
Organism: Closterium sp. Yama58-4
Lineage: Eukaryota; Viridiplantae; Streptophyta; Zygnematophyceae; Desmidiales; Closteriaceae
Source: the annotation of a GenBank genome assembly
CAUCCUCAACAACAACCAGCUCUCGGGCUCCAUUCCAGCUUCCAUCUUCAACAUGACCAAUCUCAAGUUCCUCUAUCUGGCCAACAACCAUCUCAGCGGCAGUCUACCGUCUGACAUCAGCCGACUGAAGAAGCUGGAGCAGCUCUGGCUGGACAACAACAACAUCGAGGGCCCUCUGCCAUCUGCCAUCUGCUCGAUUCCCUGGCUGUGGCGCAUUAUGGCGAGCAACAACAAACUCUAUGGGCCUCUUCCAGACUGCCUCUUCAACAAGUGUGUGAACCAAAUCGAUGUGAGCAACAACAGCCUGUACGGGCGCAUCAACCGCAACUUCAAGAACAUGGUGGCAGAUGGGGAAGCACUCAUCAACUUGGCUCACAACUUCUUCUUCGGAGAUGCCGUGCUCUUUGCUGCCGGCUGCCAGGUCUGCCCCGUUGAGAUCACCGACCCCAACAUGCUGGUGCUGGGGGACACAAGUUCCGGUUCUGCCCAAGGGGCUGGGAAGUGCAUUGGUGGCAUAACUUUCAUGAAAGAUUACUCGGUUGCCGCGGCAGGCAAGGGCGCGAGGGUGAGUCUGCUGGGCAACUGCCUGACGCUCAGCCCGGACGGAGAUUGCGCUUCCAACGCCACCCAGCGCAGCAAAGCAGCCUGCCAGGCGUUCUGCAGCAUCACGGACAACGGCCCGUGUGACGGCCAUGGGGAGUGUGUGCCGCCUGCACCCGGUUCCACCUCCAACUUCACCUGCCUCUGUGAUGCCGGCUACUCCACCCUCGACCUUGGCAAUGGCUCUACCUGUGCCAUUGUCAACUCCACCACCACCACUGUUUCCUCUCUCUCCACGGGCGCCAUAGUGGGCAUUGCUGUGGGCUGCUUUGCUGGCUUCACUCUGCUGGCUGCUGUACUCACAUGGCUGCUGUGGCCCCGCAAACAGAAGAAGUGGCAGGGGCUGGACGUGUGUGAGCAGUACACGCUGCAGCAGAUCUUGAAGGCGACAGACAACUGGGCGAAAGAGAAUGAGCUGGGCAAGGGGGGCUUUGGCGUUGUGUACAAGGGCUGCUCCCCACAGGGGCAGCUGUGGGCUAUCAAGCGCUCCAAAGUCAUGACCAACGAGUUUGAAACAGAGGUGAGAGCCAUUCUCCUUGUAGAGAUCUUUGGCAUAAUGAUUCUGGAGUUGCUGACUGGAAAGGCACCCCAUGAUCUCCUUGGGUUGGCUAUCAAAGAUUGGGCGAUGAAGGAGAUGGAGGCGUAUCACUUGGAUGAUCUCAAAGACAACAAGCUAGAAGCAAGUGAGGAGGCCAUAGUGGACUAUGCCGACCUGGCUUUGGACUGCGUCAAGUCACCCGGCACACGACGUCCUGACAUGGAGGACGUAGCAUACCGAAUCAAAGCACUUAUUGAGAAGCAUUGCCCUGAAAAGGAGGCCGAUUGGGAAGUCACACAUGGGAUCUCAUCUGUCUCAGGGCUCAUUUGGGUGGAGCGGAUUCUCUUUUGA